Molecule: messenger RNA, 956 nt
Organism: Mercenaria mercenaria
Lineage: Eukaryota; Metazoa; Mollusca; Bivalvia; Venerida; Veneridae
Product: sarcoplasmic calcium-binding protein-like
Exons: 3
Coding region: 153-695 (180 amino acids)
Source: RefSeq, a predicted model, not a curated record
GCUAUACACGAAUAUAUCAGUUGUUUACAAUGCAUUUCAAGGACGUCUGCAAAAUACUAUAUAUAAGACAUUGUGAAAGCCACCGCCACGAUAAAAUCUUCUAAGCACAAAUUAAACCCGAAGACAGAAAUUGAUGUAAAUUAGCGAUCAUCAUGGCGAAUGAUUACUUAAUAUCGAAAUGGAGAAUGUGGUUCAAGUCUCUUGAUGUAAAACAUGAUGGUAAAAUAGAACGAACGGACGAGAAUGAGGUUGUUGUCAAAUUUGCCCACUUACACCACCUUGAAGCGGAGAAGAAAAAGGACAUAAUGAAGCAGUUAGAUACCUGGUGGGAUGAAUACGUCUUCCGACAGGGACCAGGCCCAAUAUCAGAACAAGAUUUCGUCGAUAUGCAGAAUGAUGACUUCAAGGCUGACAAGGAAAUUUUUAAACAAAGAAUGGUUACAUGUAUGAAGACUAUUUUUGGUAUUAUUAAUAUAAGCCAUGAUGGUUUAAUGACGGAACAGGAAUUUGUAAUUGCCUUUCGGUCUGCUGGUCAUGAAAAUAUUAAACUCGAUACUGAUUUAUUCAACGCGUACGGGUCCGUAAAUGGAAAAGUUUCCGUCCAGAAAAUAUGCGACUCGUGGGUUCACUUCACAACUUGUGAAGAUUCUUCAGUGAAAGAUAUUGUCAAGGAUGCGUAUGAAGCCGGUGUGUAGCUUUGUUAGAUUACAUACUUUAAUUCCGAUAGCUCAUUAAUCAAUUCGUUACAUUGAUAAACAGACUAUGUAUAAUUACUCUGAUCGCAAUUUAUCGAUUGCACUUUCAUCGUAAUCAUGUGGAAACAAAUUUAAAUGCUGAUUGUCUUAGUAUUUUGAAACAUAGUGGUUUAUUUAAAAUUCAUGUAUAUUUCCAUUUGUAUUGAAUGUGUAUGUAUGACCUGCUUUAGAUUAAGGUGAAUAAAAUUCAACAUGGUUCAA